AUGAGCAAUAAUAACUUCUACCAGUAUUACACGAACGAUCAAGAAGGUCAUCCUGAUGCCGAUCAGCAUGAGGACCCUGGCAGGAACGAGUACGAACAAUACAACAACGAAACAUACCAAAUGAACAUACAUAGACCACCUCCACCAUCACAAAUACCGCAAGGAAGCGUUGAUUCAUUUGGUCCUGUACAGCCGCUACAAUUUUCAGAUGAUCAGACGCAUCAGCAGUACCAACAUGAAAGGCAUGAUACUAAUGAUUACGCAAGUUUCAUUAAUGCUCGACCAAACCAAGCAACUGAACUUUCAAGUGUUCCAUAUAACGAUGUAUUUGUAUCUAACAAUAACCACCAUGCCAACACUACUAAUGGUACAGCAGCAUACCAACUACCUUCUAUUAAUAUUAUUCAGACAACUCCAGAUUUAACACAUGCUUCAAGCAUGAACCAGAUAGGCUCCCAAUUACAACCUGCGCAAUAUAAUAAUUCCACAAUGAAUCCACAAAAUGCUAACACGUAUUUCAAUGAUGAUGAAUACUAUUAUCACAACCAAAAUAGUAGCAAUAACCAUUCACCAAGCAUAAACUCCAGUAUAGACCAUUUUGUACCAAACCAAGACGAUACGAGGCCUAUAUUACCUCCAGUAAACAAUAAUAUAAUAUUUAAUGAGGAUCCCAUGAAAAGUUAUUCUCAAGAUGAAAUAAACAAUGAUCCAGAGGGGUACUAUAUCGAUAUGAACGGGGAAGAUUAUCCAAUCAAUUCAUAUUUGAAUAACAACGAUGAGAUUGUAGACCCGUACAAUCGUCCUCUCUCAGAUGUCUCAACCUCAAACAAAAACCUAAGUCCCAGUUUAUCACACAGAGAUCUCGGUGAAUAUGACGAAGAGGAUGAUCUCAACACCUUAGAUAAGGUCCACCUAACUACAUCAUCUCGAACAUCAUUCACAUCAUCCGUCUCUCAAAAUUCAGAAUCCAACCUCCUUUCUACAUCACAACAACCAAAUAAAUGGUUACCUAAACGUACAGGCACAGAAGUUCGUCGCUUUAAAUUAUGGCACGGUAAUUUUAUCUUCGAUUCACCCAUUAGUAAAGUACUUUUGAAUAAUUACUCCAAGGCCCAAUCAAACCUUACCAAUGAAUUCAAAUUCAUGAGAUACCAAGCCGUUACAUGUGAACCAACAAUGUUAGCCCAGGAAAAUUUUACAGUAAGACAAUUGAAGUACAUGACUAUUAGACCUACUGAAUUAUUAAUAGUCAUAACAAUGUACAAUGAAGACCACAUUCUACUGGGGAGAACUUUGAAAGGUGUCAUGGAUAAUGUUAGGUGCAUGAUCAAGAAAAACCAUUCUCAUAUUUGGGGGGCAGAUGCAUGGAAGAAAAUCGUUGUUUGUGUCGUCUCUGAUGGUAGAUCCAAGAUUAAUGAAAAAUCUCUUGCAUUAAUGAGUUCAUUAGGGUGUUAUCAAGAUGGGUUUGCCAAGGAUCAAAUUAAUGAUAAGAAUGUACAAAUGCAUGUCUACGAGCAUACCACAUUAUGUAACAUUACCAAUGUGAGUGAGGAAAAGGGUGUUGAAUUAGAAUGUAAUCAAACAACCGUCCCCAUCCAAUUAAUGUUCUGUCUAAAGGAACAAAACCAAAAGAAAAUUAAUUCUCAUAGAUGGGCAUUCGAAGGGUUUGCAGAAUUGUUACAACCUAAUGUCGUUACUUUACUAGACGCCGGUACUAUGCCUGGUAAGGAUUCUAUUUACCAGUUAUGGCGUGAAUUCCGUAAUCCAACCGUAGGUGGCGCAUGUGGUGAAAUCAAAGCUGAUUUGGGGAAAAAUUUCGUGAAGCUGUUGAAUCCGUUAGUAGCAUCCCAAAAUUUUGAAUACAAGAUGUCUAAUAUAUUAGAUAAAACCACUGAAUCAAAUUUUGGUUUUAUUACAGUCUUGCCUGGUGCAUUUUCUGCGUACCGAUUUUCUGCUGUUAGAGGUGAGCCAUUGGAAAAAUAUUUCUAUGGUGAAAAAGUGGAAAGUGAAGGUAUUCACUUCUUCUCCUCUAAUAUGUACUUAGCUGAAGAUCGUAUCCUUUGUUUUGAGAUUGUUACCAAGAAGAAUUGUAAUUGGAUAUUGAAAUAUUCAAAAAGUGCCUUCGCAUCGACAGAUGUUCCUGAAAGUGUCCCAGAAUUUAUUCUUCAGAGGAGGAGAUGGUUGAAUGGGUCAUUUUUUGCAAGUGUUUAUUCAUUCUGCCAUUUUUAUAAAAUAUGGACUAGUGGUCACAGUAUAGGAAGAAAGUUCAUGCUAAACAUUGAAUUCAUUUACUUGUUUUUUAACACUUUGCUGUCAUGGUUUUCAUUAAGCUCAUUCUUUUUAGUGUUUAGAAUAUUAACACUAUCCAUUGCAAUCUCUUACCAUUCUGCUUUCAAUAUAUUAUCUGUUGUGUUUCUAUGGUUAUAUGGUGUUUCCAUCUUAUCGACUUUCAUUCUAUCUCUAGGUAAUAAACCAAAGAGUACCGAGAAAUUCUACAUUCUUUCCUGUCUGUUCUUCGCCGUGUUAAUGAUCUACAUGACCUUUUGUAGUUUGUUCAUGAGUGUAAAAUCUUUUGAAGGUAUGCUUGAUGAAGAACAUUUAUCCUUUAAGGGGUUAAUCCUUACCGAAGCAUUCAGAGACAUGAUUAUCUCCAUGGCUUCCACCUACUGUCUCUAUUUGUUAAGCUCCCUGAUUUAUUUACAACCAUGGCAUAUGUUGACAAGUUUUAUACAAUAUAUGCUAUUGAGUCCCUCUUAUAUCAAUGUGUUGAACAUCUACGCGUUUUGUAAUGUGCAUGAUAUUUCCUGGGGGACCAAAGGUUCUGUGGCUAAGCCAUUGGGUAAGAUUAACUCUAAAGAGGAUGGUACUUUCCAAAUGGAGAUUCUUGUUUCUAGUAAUGAAAUCCAGGCAAAUUAUGACAAAUAUAUGAACAUCUUAUCGCGGACAAAAGAGGAAGAUGAGCAAGAAAAUACUGGUCCUAAUGAAGCCGCUAUUGAAGAGAAGAAAACAGGUUACUAUGCUAAUGUCAGAUCGUUAGUUAUCAUCUUUUGGAUAAUGACAAAUUUUGCCAUUAUUGCAGCAGUCCUGAAUACCGGUGGUAUUGGUGACUACUUGGCUUUGAGGAAGGCAGGAGAUAAUACAGAUUUACAUCAGGAAGCUGAAAUACAUUUGUUGUCACCAAAGGCAACUAUAUAUUUUACCGUUAUUCUUUGGUUGGUCGCUUUAUCUGCGGCCAUUCGUUUCAUCGGGUGUACGGUAUAUCUCUGUGCAAGAUUGAUUAGGAAAUUAACAUUCAGAUGA
This is a messenger RNA of Naumovozyma castellii, 3300 nucleotides long. RefSeq names its product chitin synthase I (gene CHS1). NCBI's taxonomy places the organism in Eukaryota, Fungi, Ascomycota, Saccharomycetes, Saccharomycetales, Saccharomycetaceae. The transcript has a single exon. The coding region runs from base 1 to 3300 and encodes 1099 amino acids. The record is from RefSeq and is a predicted model, not a curated record.